CUAUGCCCGAACGCUCUAGUGAGCAUUGCAGUCAUACCAUUUUCUAGGGCAUCGCAAGGGCAGCUUCAUUAACUAAAGUAGUAAAGUGAUCGGGUCAAGCUUUGAAGUAUUACCACACUUCAGUUCAAAUACUCUAUUAACUGAAGUGACUCUAAAAUGUUCACCACAAUAAAAAUGGCAAAUUUUCUCGACCUACUGAAAUUUCCUAAUUACCGGUGUACUGGGCUCUCUUCUCCUCCACCAGAUACUAGACUCUCUGGUCUGAUGCCCCAUUGCCUGAAUACGAGUACAAGCCGUUCUUUCCUCUUUGACGAAGCGGCGUAGCAUUGGGAGAACAAUCAGCUUCACGGUUCUUCAUAAGCUUAGCUUAAAGGAGAAGGAAAAAAAACCCAUGCUGCUGAAGGGUCAAUACAUAUAUGUUGUAGUACCAUCCCGGGAGACGAAGCAUUUGCUUAUAGAUUAAUGAUUGGCAGAGGUGUGGAUUGAGGUAGAUGGAGUCAAUGGUGAAAAAGUAUCAACAGAAGUUUAGGAAGGUGAAAGAAGAGAUGGGUCGAUGGGAAGAACUUCAAUCUCGGUUAAUUUCACAGUUCACCAGUGCUUCUGCCAUCAUCCAGAGGCUGCAGUUACUCCAAGAUUCAAAGAAGUAUGGUGCAUUAGAAUGCGUUCAGGGCAUUCAAGAUGUUGUCUUGGCGAAGCAAUUGGAGUCACUGCAAACUAUUCUGCUCUCCAUGAAUAAGACCUUGGAAGAUUUUCGUGGUGUUUCUUCAUCCCUUGAGAAAGUUGUUCGUGAUGGUAGGCAGCUAGUUAAAGGAGGUUCUGCCGUUACAACGGCAAAGCAACUGCAGCAAAGAGUUGGUGUCAAACCAAGUCUUGCAGAUUGCCUGGAGGGACUUAGGCUUCUUAGCGAGAUGCACCAUUCAGAGUACCUUCUUAAGUCGUCUGUGAUAUUGGCACUUGCAAAGGUUUCCUUGACGCCAAGUGCUAGUGACGAUCUAAAUGCCCUUCAGCAACUGCUCGAUGACCAACCUAACAUCCCUAGAGAGGAGGUACACGGGAUAUUUGAUAUCAUAUUUGCUGAAGAGAUCUCUUGAUGCUUUGUCCUCGUAUCAAUUUGUAAGUGCAUUACAAAUCUGUGUUAAGGCAGAAAGAAAGGAGGCACCAUCUUUCACCAUA
This is a messenger RNA of Coffea arabica (coffee), 1173 nucleotides long. The record is from RefSeq and is a predicted model, not a curated record. NCBI's taxonomy places the organism in Eukaryota, Viridiplantae, Streptophyta, Magnoliopsida, Gentianales, Rubiaceae.